AUGGCCGCGCCCAGCUGUAAUGCUCUGGGCCUCUGGGUGCGGGGUUCCGGGCAGUGGUUAGGGAGUUCCUUCACCCUCAUCUCCCAGCCGUUUUGUUCCGCCGCUGCUGCGUCUGGGACCCUGAAUGCUCAGCGGUUAGCGGAGAAACUCCGAGCUCAGAAGCAGGAACAAAAGACGAAGAAGCAACCGGUGCCCACAAACCCUGUUCAGCGGAGAGUGCAGGAACUAGUGCGGUUCACACAGCAGCUGCAGCGAGUCCACCCCAACGUGCUUGCUAAGGCACUGAGCCGGGGGAUUGUGCACCAGGACAAAGAUCUCGUGGUCAUCAAUAAACCGUACGGUCUUCCCGUGCAUGGUGGCCCUGGGGUCCAGCUCUGCAUCAGCGAUGUAUUGCCUAUCCUGGCAAAGAUGCUCCGUGGCCACAAGGCAGAGCCCUUGCAUCUGUGCCACCGGCUGGACAAGGAGACCACGGGCGUAAUGGUGUUGGCAUGGGAGAAGGAAGUGGCACAUCAAGUUCACGAGUUGUUUAGAACCCGUCAGGUGGCAAAGAAGUAUUGGGCCAUCACUGUGCGUGUCCCGGUGCCCUCAGCGGGAGUCGUGGAUAUCCCCAUCAUUGAGAAGGAGGUGCAAGGUCAGCAGCAGCACUACAAGAUGACGCUGUCCCCGGGCUACCGCAUGGAUGACGGGAAGAUGGUGAGAGCCCGAACCAGCCAGGGCGCGCACGUAGCUGUGACUCAGUACCAGGUGCUAAGCAGCACUCUCUCCUCUGCUCUCUUGGAGCUCCAGCCAAUUACCGGCAUAAAACAUCAGCUUCGAGUUCACCUGUCUUUUGGAUUGGAUUGCCCAAUCCUUGGGGAUCACAAGUACUCAGACUGGAAUAAGCUGGCCCCCCAGAAGCUGUGUGUUGGUACCCUGAGGAAGCUGGGGCUGAAGCAGGCAAAGGCGCGCCACAUCCCCCUUCACCUGCACGCCAACCAGCUGAUCCUGCCGGCCCUGGCGUCCAGGAAGGAGGAACUAAGCCUGGUCUGCAAGCCUCCUCGCUACUUUGUGUGCUCCCUGAAACGGCUGGGCUUACAGAUGCCAAGUCAGGAUCAAAGUGGGGACGACGAAGCUGGACGUCCGAGAGCACAGUGAAGACAGUUGGGCAGGUUAGCCCCUAAAUUCUUCACUGUGUUUAAUGGGCUCUGCUAACUUCUCACUGGGGACAGAUCUGGAUGGGCCAGGUUCGAGAAGUGGAAGAAGCCCAGCUUCCAGUAAAGCAUCGGGGCUUUUACUGGAAGCUAAAUAUUUACCGAUACUCUGGCCAUACUCUGGAAGAGCCUGCAGGAAGUCUCCCUGCCAAGACAAAAGAGAACCCAGGACCAGGCAGAUUGGGUCAAUAAUUGGAAAAGGAGAACUACAGCAGAGAAUCUGCUCGUAUCCAACAGUAAAGCUCUUGAUCUAUCGGAAGGCUCCUGUGGUUGGAAAGAACAUAUAAUGGCUAUCUGACUGAUAGGUUCAGAAGCAGUUACUGCCCUCAUGGACAUUCAGGAUCUAUUAGCAAAACCUUUCUGCCCCACUUGCCUAGUCUCGGAUUUCAUAGGCCCAUAUCCUAGAAUGCAGGCUUCUGUGCUGCUGGAGCCCGGGAGCCUCACUGCAGGAGUGACUGGAGCCUGCCAAGUGGUGUUUAAUAAGCAAGAAAAGCAGAUGUAAACAGGCGAGGUGUGAGGCCCCAGUGGGGAGCACUCACACCGUCCAGAGAGGGCACCUGUUAGCUCCAGCUGGGUAUUGCAAUGUGGAAACAGAUUUUCUAAUUUUUUCCUAGGAAACCUGGAUAUAGUCGACCCUUGAACAGCACUGAGGGGUGUGGGGGCACUGACCCCUCCCUUCCCCCCGCUGCACAGUAAAAAAUUCACAUAUAACUUUUUUUUAAAUUUUUU
Hyaena hyaena (striped hyena) is the source of this 1919-nucleotide messenger RNA. RefSeq names its product RNA pseudouridine synthase D4 (gene RPUSD4). Bases 1 to 1134 code for a protein of 377 amino acids. The transcript is spliced from 7 exons. Lineage: Eukaryota; Metazoa; Chordata; Mammalia; Carnivora; Hyaenidae. The record is from RefSeq and is a predicted model, not a curated record. Gene Ontology annotation, biological process: pseudouridine synthesis. Gene Ontology annotation, molecular function: pseudouridine synthase activity; RNA binding.